Messenger RNA from Colletotrichum higginsianum IMI 349063, 987 nucleotides. RefSeq names its product Alcohol dehydrogenase. The transcript has 6 exons. The record is from RefSeq and is a predicted model, not a curated record. The coding region runs from base 1 to 987 and encodes 328 amino acids. NCBI's taxonomy places the organism in Eukaryota, Fungi, Ascomycota, Sordariomycetes, Glomerellales, Glomerellaceae. Gene Ontology annotation, cellular component: cytoplasm.
AUGGUCAAGACGUUCUCCUUCCAAGACAUCCAGGUCAACUCGCCCGGCUUCGGCGCCAUGGGCCUCAGCUUCGGCCUCGGGAGCAACCUCACCCUCGAGGAGGCCGAGCCCGUGCUCCUGAAGGCCAUCGAGCUUGGCUGCACCUUUUGGGACACCGCCGUCGUCUACCAGGCCGGCGUCAACGAGAAGCUCCUGGGCGACUUCAUCCGGAAACACAACGUCCGCGACAAGGUUUUCAUUGCCUCCAAGUGCGGCUUCGCCGUCUUUGAGCAAGGCAUGGCCGUCACCAACUCCGCCUCCCACAUCAAGAAGUACAUCGACGGCACCAUCGAAAGGCUCGGGUUCACCCCGGACCUCUACUACCUCCACCGCAUCGACCCCAACACGCCCCUCGAGGAGUCCAUCCCAGCCCUCGACGAGAUCCGCAAGGCCGGCAAGACAAAGUACAUCGGCCUCUCCGAGUGUUCAGCCGCCACUCUCCGCAAGGCGAACUCCAUCGCCAAAAUCGACGCCGUCCAGGCGGAAUACUCAGCCUUCGAAACAAUUCACGAGACCGACGGGCUGAUCGAGACGGCCAGGGAGCUCGGCGUCGCCUACGUCGCCUACAGCCCGCUUGGCCACGGCUGGCUCGUCGACGACUUCCGUUUCAAGAGCCCCGAUGACUUUGCCCCCGAUGAUUUCCGGCGCGGAAGCCCCAAGUUCCAAGGCGAAAACUUUUACAAGAACAAGGCCAUCGUUGACGAGAUCAAGAAGCUCGCUGCCCGAAAGGGGUGCAGCCUGCCGCAGAUUGCCCUCGCCUGGGUCGCCGCCCAGGGCAUGAUCCCCAUCCCCGGCACGACCAAGGCCAAGCGACUCGAGGAGAACUGGGCGUCGAGGGACAUCGACCUGAGCGAGGAGGAGAAGGGGGAGAUGCGGCGCAUCAUCGACGCGGCGAAGCCGCAUGGAAACAGAUACAACCCGACACAGCAGGCCAUGGUGGGGCACUAG